AUGCAAGCGAAAUACCGCCAUUCUCUUCCCCAGUUGAAUUCUUCAAAUUUGUUGCUCACUGAAGGAGGCAUCGAAACAACUCUGGUGUACAAGAAAGGAUUCCACCUCCCCGAAUUCGCGUCAGGACCACUUCUCUUAACCCCAGAAGGAACGAAAGCAUUACAGGAUUGCCAUGCUUCAUACAUUGACAUUGCACUUCGGCACAAGCGUGGUAUAAUUGUCGAGACUCAAACUUGGCGAUCAUCGAGAAUAUGGUGCGAUAAGCUGGGCUUCUCUGAGAAUGAGAUGAUGAAAUUGAACAGGAGGGCAGUGGCCUUUCUCGAAGAUGUCCGCCGAGAAUACGAAACCGACACCACGCCAAUUGUUGUAAGUGGCAAUCUCGGUCCUCUGAGUGAUGCAUAUCACAAUUCAACUCAGAGACUGUCGGUUCAAGACAUGAUAGCAGUUUACCGUGAUCAGGUUCAAGCACUUUGUGAAGCGGGUGUCGAUAUGCUAAGUAUCAUGACCCUCGCCGAUACAACCGAAGCCAUCGCGGCGGUCCAACUUGCGAAGGAGUUUGGAAUUCAAAUUUUGGUCUCCUUCUCGGUGGAAACGGAUGGAAAGCUAUUGAAUGGAGUAACACUUGAAGAUGCAAUCCGGACGGUAGACAAAGCAACCGAAUCGUAUGCAGCCUAUUUUGGGAUCAAUUGUGCCCAUCCGAGCCAUUUUCAUCCCACGUUGCGAAUGAUGGACCCAUCUGUACUUUCGAGGAUAGGUGAGAUUCGAGCGAAUGCGAGCCGCAGAAGUCAUCAAGAAUUGGACAAUUCAGAGUUUCUCGAUAGAGGUGAUCCGACUGAUCUAGGCAGAUCCUUCAAAGAUCUGAUCCAGCUGUUACCCGGAUUGAAAGUGGUUGGCGGUUGUUGUGGAACUGAUCCAGAACAUGUUGAAGCCAUUGCAUCAAAUGUCUGUUGA
Rhinocladiella mackenziei CBS 650.93 is the source of this 951-nucleotide messenger RNA. RefSeq lists its product as uncharacterized. NCBI's taxonomy places the organism in Eukaryota, Fungi, Ascomycota, Eurotiomycetes, Chaetothyriales, Herpotrichiellaceae. Bases 1 to 951 code for a protein of 316 amino acids. The transcript has a single exon. The record is from RefSeq and is a predicted model, not a curated record.